Phaeoacremonium minimum UCRPA7 is the source of this 2763-nucleotide messenger RNA. RefSeq names its product putative pumilio domain-containing protein. The record is from RefSeq and is a predicted model, not a curated record. NCBI's taxonomy places the organism in Eukaryota, Fungi, Ascomycota, Sordariomycetes, Togniniales, Togniniaceae. The coding region runs from base 1 to 2763 and encodes 920 amino acids. The transcript has a single exon. Gene Ontology annotation, molecular function: RNA binding.
AUGAGGACACUCGACUAUCUUGGUCUGGCCGAAACACCGCAACCUCCACGAGCACAGCUUGCUACUCCCUACAUUCCCAACCUUACCGACUUUGCAAAACAAGCAAGCCGCUUCCGUUCUUACUCUGUCAACAACAAGGACAAGUAUGCUGAUGAGGACGAGGAUGACUUUGACGCGGAUGGCUUGAGCUAUGAAAGCCAUUAUGCGGCUGCCUUACAGGACCAGCUUGCCAAGACCAAUGCUGCUAUUCACAACCAUAACCUGGCGGUCCAGGCGUUCGCAAACCAGGCCGUGAAUCGGCCUCGUGCAAGGACUGCUGGCGUCCUAGAGACCCCUGCCUCCCGUAUCCUCAGAAACUACUACCCUACUCCUUCGCGCCUGGAUAGCUCCAUCACAGCUGCUGAGAUUCGACUGCCUGACGAGAAGGAGUUUGAAGAUCUUCCACAAGCGGUUGCUGCUAUGACCUUGGGCCGAUCAAACAGCCGCAAUAAUGGGCUCCUGAGUGCAGAAGAGCAAGGCCUCGAAGGACCGACCAGCGCUUUGUGGCUGGGUAGUAUACCAACAUCCACAACAACAUCCACCCUCACAGAGAUGUUCAAGUCUUACGGUCCAAUCCUAUCCGCUCGAGUCCUGACCCAUAAAAAUUGUGGCUUCGUGAAUUUCGAGAGAGUAGACAGCGCAAUCGCUGCUAAAGCGAACAUGAACGGCAAAGAGAUCUUCCCCGGUGCAGGCCCAAUCCGUAUUAACUUUGCGAAGCCACCAUCGGCGUCCAACACUCCUGGACACGAUGGCGUCUUCCCCUCUCCAAGCCCGGAUCCUUUCGCCAAAGGUCAAGAUGCUAGUCUUGCUCCUACCACGGCAGCAUCUGGAAGCUCAGUGGAAGCGGCUUCCGCUCCCCAGACGGCGAAUGUUGAUCCUACAGUUCCACCACUCCGAGAGAUGACCACGGAUAUCCUGGAUAUCGUCAAGCAGUUUGGUGCUACCGAUGACGAUAGGUACAGAAUCUCCAUGAGUCUUCAGUCAGCUAUCCAGUUCAACGACUUCGCCAAAGAGAUUCCUGUAAUCAAGGAACCUUCUCACACAAGGGUGCACGAUGCACCCAAGCUACGGGACAUUCGCAAGCGGAUCGACAACCAGAGCUUAUCGCAGGCAGAGAUCGAAGGCAUCGCUGUCGACAUGUUGCCAGAGAUUGCGGAGCUUUCAUCCGACUAUCUUGGUAACACUGUCGUCCAGAAGCUUUUCGAGCACUGCUCCGAUCAGCUGCGCGACGAUAUGCUUGCUGAAAUUGCUCCACACAUGGCAGAGAUUGGUGUGCACAAAAAUGGUACUUGGGCAGCGCAGAAGAUCAUCGACGUUUGCAAGACUCCACACCAGAUGAACCUGAUCGUGCAGUACUUGCGACCGUACACGGUCUCGUUGUUCCUAGACCAAUAUGGCAACUAUGUUCUGCAAGGCUGUCUCAAAUUUGGGGCGCCGUUCAACGACUUCAUUUUUGAGACGAUGCUGAGCCAGAUGUGGGAAGUCUCCCAGGGCCGAUACGGUGCUCGGGCUAUGCGUGCUUGCUUGGAAAGCCACCAUGCUACCAAGGACCAACAGAGGAUGCUCGCGGCAGCUAUCGCGUUGCAUAGCGUGCAAUUAGCAACCAAUGCCAACGGUGCCCUGCUAUUGACUUGGUUCCUUGACACCUGCACAUUUCCGCAACGCAGGACGGUUCUUUCACCCCAGUUGGUGCCAUAUCUGGUCCAUCUCUGCACUCACAAGGUUGCUUACCUCACCGUGUUGAAGGUGAUCAACCAGAAGGCCGAGGGAGAUGCUCGUGACACUAUUCUGAAGGCCCUCUUUUUCACCAAGAAUGACCGAGUUCUGGAAGCUAUUCUUAGCGAUCAUACCUGUGGAGCUACUCUGAUAUUUAAGGUUUUGACGACUCCCUUCUUUGACGAGAGCAUCCGAAGUCAGGUCGUCGAAAACGUCAAGACUGUCCUCAUUAGGAUCAAGGCUCAGCCCGGCCAAGGCUACAAGCGCCUAAUGGAUGAAGUCGGCCUAUCGACCCGUAAUGGAAGCGGAGGUGGCUCUCGAGACCAUAGCACCAACAAUGAGCGACAGCGUCCAGCGUCACGACAGGCUAGCAGCUCUCAUCACCAUCAACAGCAGCAGCAGCAACAGGCAGCACAACAACAGCAACAACAAGCUGCUGCUGCGCAGUUCAACGGGAAUGGAAAUAACCAGUUCUACAACCCCCUCAAUGCUGCCGCUGUCAACCAGUCCAACUACGAGCUUGGAUUCGGAGGACCACGAAGCGAGAGUGUCGAGCCUGCUCUUCCUCCGCAGUACUCUGGCUUUGGGGCACAGGGCGCCAUGUUUAAUGCGCCAAAUGCGCAGAUUCCCCCUGUCAGCCUCCAGCAACUCCAGUACCAGCAGAACAUGCUGUCUCGUGCAACCCCUCCGAUGUACAACAACUUCCCUGCUAUGCAGGCCGGUUUUGCGGGAUUUAACAGCCCUAGUCCUUCUAUCGACCAAUACCGAAGCCAGAACAUGGCCAAUGGAAGUCCCAUUCAACCUCCUGGUGCUCAGAUGCCCGGCAUGCAAGCCAACCAAACCCAAUUCCCCGCUCCUGGCUUCGGGAUGGGUAUGAACAUGGGCGGAUUCGGAUAUGGAGGCAUGAACGGGAUGCAAAACAUGCCCUACAUGCAGGAGCAAGUCAGCGGCAGACGCGGACGUGUAGGUCGAAAUCCGGCGCGCGACUCGAACCAACGUCCAUACUAA